Stylophora pistillata is the source of this 519-nucleotide messenger RNA. Its product is annotated as gastrin-releasing peptide receptor-like. The record is from RefSeq and is a predicted model, not a curated record. Lineage: Eukaryota; Metazoa; Cnidaria; Anthozoa; Scleractinia; Pocilloporidae.
UGCAAACUGAUUUGGCCACUGAUGUCACUCACUUUGUCUGUCAGUAUUUUCACUUUAUCUUCCAUGUCAAUCGAACGGUGUUGAGGGAUUACAAAUCCUUUGCAACCAAGAAUCAAGCUGCAAGCCACAUUAAUUUGGAUUAUUCUUAUAUGGAUCUUCGCCUUCUUUAUUUUUGUUCCGUUAAUGAUUGUGGCGCGGCCGGAAGCCUACCAUAGAAUCGUUAUUUUCCUCAUCAGGUCUCGGCUGCCGAUGCUAACCACAAUCAACGCUAGGGAAGAGGUUAUCAGGCACAAAACAAGAAGCGAAGAUGUCCAGAUAAUCCGAACACCGGCUGUUAUCGUAAUUUUGUUCAUGGUCUGCAUGCUUCCAAAUCAAAUCGCCUGGCUGCUGUUUCACUUUGGCGAUGACUCGUACAAGGAGCUUUCAGACGCAUUUUGGACCUGUGCGGAAGCUUUCCUGUUCUUACACUCAUGUAUAAACCCAAUCGUGUACGGUUCUCUUACUCGGCAGUUUCGUUGA